UUAAACCCACAUUGCAUUUCCACCCCUCUCUGCUCAUUUAAUAUUUCCGGGAAUAUACACUCUUUUAUUUGACCAGGGAUAGUUUGUCCCGACAAUUCCCAGUCAUAUUCUUGAAUUUGUACCACCGGAGUCCCUAUAUGAAUGAAAAUUGCCUUGUGAGCUACCAGUUGAUUGUUACUGAUAGAAAAUAAAAUAUGUUGGCUGUGUGGGAAGACUCCUGAUCGGUGGAACUAUACUGCCGCUUUCCUGUCAACAUUAUUGCAAUGACUAAUCAAUGAGCACGUCCCCAAUUUAUGCUGCUGCAUGCGAUUGCCCAAUAAAUUUGGACGCGCGAUUGGCUGUGAGAUGUUUCGAUACACCACAAGGUUACAUAACCGGAAGUUUAACUCUUCUCUCAGAUUCGACUCCGAGCUCGCCACGAAGGUUCACAUAGGUCGAACAAGAGGGGAAACUCGAACAAAUGGCAACCACACAGUAUGGCCAACGUCCCAAGUACGACAGCGGCGAGAAUGAUGAUUAUGAAUCGACGACUUUAAUCCGCUGGAACAACUUCGAAUUUUGUGGAUUUAGUUUGAAGAUCGCUCGAAUGAUGGAUUCAAGAUUGGGUAUCUCCUCGUAUAUUUGGGACGCGGGCGUUUCUCUUUGCCAGUACUUUGAGAAGGAGGACGUCAGUUUCACUGGGAAGAAAGUGAUUGAGCUGGGAUCCGGCACUGGAAUCGUAGGCAUAUUAGCAGCUCUGUUAGGUGGUAAUGUUACAAUGACGGACAAACCGGAUACCUUGAAGCAAAUAAACAGCAACAUAGCUGUCAACAUCCCUAUUGCAUGCCGACACCGUUUAAAAGUUAGUUCGCUGAUUUGGGGAGAAGAUCAAACUAAAUUUCCCAACGACUACGACUUCAUUCUGGGCUCGGAUAUCGUCUACAGUUCGAUCUGCUACCCGGCGCUGUUGGAAACACUGCGUUAUCUCUGCAAUCAAGGGACAACGAUCUAUCUUUCCUCCGAACUCCGAUCCGGGAAUGGGUCCAUUCCUUUCCAUGACGUCAUCCUGCCUGACUACUUUAACUGCGAGGUCGUGACUAAAUUGGAGCCUAAAUGCAUAGUUGUGUACAAAUUGACUAAAAUUAGUUCAGGGCAAGUUAAGAAAUAGGGAUCUCAAACGGAUGUAUUUGUCUUUCGCUUAAUAACGCAUACAUCACAUGUAGCAAGUAUAUACAUUUCCACUAACACGUCAAGCAUUAUGCAGAUCCUCUAAUAUGCAUUACUACAUUACCUAUGACAAAGAUUUAUCUGUAAACCUAACUAUGAGACAAGGGGAAUUGUAGACGCUGGAAUCUUGAGUGUACCACAACAUGCUCCAAUAACUCCGCGGGUCAGGCGGCAUUUCUGGAGAGAAUGAAUAGGUGGCGUUUUGGGUCGGGACCCUUCUUUAUACCACAAACAUCGCUUGCCCAUGCUGCUUGACCCGCUGAGGUACUCCAACAUUUUGUGUUUCACUAAGAAAAACAUUUCACAUUUUUUUCAAUGAUAAAUUGAACAUGUUUGGUGCCAUUAUUUGUUAUAGAAUUCCCUGAUGCAUAUCCAUAAGCGCAGGAAGACCAGCAGAACUUAUAAGUCAAGUUCAAUUCGACUGCUUACAAACAACCCUGGAUAUGAAAUGUAAGGUACUCUGUAUUUUACAUACAUGAAAGUAGGCAUGUUACUGCGGCGUUACUAGAGCAAUAAACUCUGCGUAAAUAAGCAAGUCCAACGUGCGAUGUUUUUUUUCAAAAACCAUUUAUCAACGCGAGAAUAAUCAUUGUUUUAAAUAAACCAGAACGUGUCAGUGAGAUAGGUUGGCGGUGAAGUUCAAGACGGAUUACGGUAAACUAUCUGAUGUGAUUGGAAUCUACAGUCUUUAUUUGAUGAAAACGAUUUUCAGUAUCUCGGCAACGUGACUGGUCUUGAAAGCCACUCUGCUCUCAGUCCGCUCACGGAUUGGCGAAUUAAGCGGAGAGCAAGCCCGCGUCCAUAGAUCCUCCAGGAACUAAUACCGAAAACUAGUAUUACAUUUGGUAGAUCUGCCCGCGAUAUGUCCGUGAGGGGACGUUCCUGUUUUCUGUCGCCACCCCGGGUUUUCUCCAGUCCAGUAGAAGGUUGAGAACCACUUGUACAUUCUGGGAAAAGAAUAGGAGCUUUCGUAAACAUUCACCCCAGAAGCAAGAAGAGGCGAGCAAUCUUCCAUGAAGUCCUGCCGUCCACGUGGCGUCAUCCGACGAAACAGUUAUCCUUAAAUGAAAAAAAACAUUGGACGUAAUUAGAUUAGGCCUGGUUGGGGACUUCCGUGUACUCGUCAAAGAUGGUUGGCAGUAAUGCCAAACUGCUCCGUCGAAAAUAACUACCGGAUAUGCAUUGAAGAACGAAACUUCCACCCUUUUCAAUAUCGUUGGUGGUUCAUCCCAGCCAAAACCUAUUGAAACCAGGUUAUUCUACCCGGAGCAGAAUGGGUCGUGUUACACGGCAGCAUUCCUGUGCUAAGUCUGAUAGAAUACUGUAAUGACUAACUUUGUCGCUUAAUGGUAGACUCAAAGACGGCAGGCAGGAGGAAUUUCACCACCACAAUUGGUAACCUCUGACAAUAAUAUUGUUCUCUCUGCUUCCAUUAUCAAGGUAGAUUACCCUACCAACGCUGUUUGAACGUCAGCUGUAUCAAUGAUUCCUCGAGCAGCUGCAAUGGGCCAUGGAGCUGUACAGUACAGAACGGAAUCUUCAGCCAAUCGCUUCUAAAUUGACCAUCAUGCAUAUAUAUACUGAUGGCAAUUGCUGUUUCCCUCUUUGCACUGCUCAUUCAUGUGCCUGUCCAGAUGUUUUACAAAAUCAUGCUACUCUUCCUGUUUCCAUCACCUUCACCCUCAGAACUCAUUUAACCACCCACCCCCGACAUAAAUAUGUUAUCUCUUUGACACUGUUUAUACCAUGGCAAACUUUAGCUAUCUACCACAUCUAUGCGUCACGUAGCUUUAUACAAUUUCAUCAUGUCACCACUCAGACGCCUUCGCUCCAGGGAAUACACAGCCCAGCGGCUCUAGUUUCUCCUAAUAAAUCCAGCCAUCGAAUCCAGGCAACAUUCUUGUGAAGGCACAAGGGAUUGCAGACGUUGGGAGCAAAACGCAAAGUGGUGAAGGGCGUCAGGCAGCAUCUUUGGAGGGAUGUGUAGAUAACGUUCUGGUCUAACGAAGGGUCUCGGCCGAAACAUGCUUGUGAAUCUUUUCUGCACCCUCUCUAGCUUAAUCGCGAGAUUCCUAUAUCGUAUAUAGGUUCCUAUAUUGUGGCGAUCUGAAAUGCACACGAUACUUCCAGUGCAGCCAAACAACUGUUACACGACGUCCCAACUUUAUACCACUUGUUUUCGCCGAUGAAGGUAAGGUUUACCAUCUCAAAAUACAUCGCGUUGCACUUGUUCCCAAUUAAGUCCAUCUACCAUUCCUUUGCCCUCGUUUCCAGUUGAUCAAUAUCCAGUUGUCACCUUCGCCCUCAUUUUUCACUAUGCACCAUGCCAUCGACCUGGGUGUCAUCUGCAAACUAACUAAUCACCAACCUAAUAAUUAACAAAAUCAUUAACAUAUAUGGCAUACAACAGAGGAGCCAGCACUGAUCCCUGUAGCGGACCGUUGGCUACAUGCCACCAAUCUCAACAAAAUGACCCUCCAUUACUUGUCUUUGUUUCCUAUAUCAAGUCAAUUGCGGGUCCAAUGUGUUCUCAGCUUCUGGCCCGUCUGCCACCCGGGUCUUAUUGAACUCCUGCCCUCAUCAAUCUUGUUGGUCACCUCUUAAAAGAUCAAAUAAAUUCAUGAGACAUUACUUCCCAUGCACAAAGCCAUGCUGCCUAUCCUUGAUCUAUCCUUGAUUUUCCAAAUGCAAGUUAUCCUGUCCCUCAG
Leucoraja erinaceus (little skate) is the source of this 3914-nucleotide messenger RNA. Its product is annotated as EEF1A lysine methyltransferase 3-like. Gene Ontology annotation, biological process: peptidyl-lysine methylation. Bases 461 to 1147 code for a protein of 228 amino acids. The transcript has 3 exons. Gene Ontology annotation, molecular function: protein-lysine N-methyltransferase activity. The record is from RefSeq and is a predicted model, not a curated record. NCBI's taxonomy places the organism in Eukaryota, Metazoa, Chordata, Chondrichthyes, Rajiformes, Rajidae. Gene Ontology annotation, cellular component: cytosol; cytoplasm.